UUCUUGUGUAUUAUUGAAAUUAUUAAGAACUUGUCAUAAAAUUAUUUAUUAACAGUAAAUCAUAUAAAAAUGUCAAGUUUGGCAUAAGCUGCUUUAAAAUCUGCUUAUUAACUUUAUCUAUAGAUGAUCGGAAGAUCAGAAGUGAAUACAAAAUUGUUCUUACCAGUAAAGAAAGGAGGAAGUUAUUCAAACGAACGUUCUGGCUUCAAAGAGGUUCAAAAUAAUUAUCACUGACAAAAAAUCUCUAUUGAAGAUAAACACAAAAGUUCUGAUUCACCAGCAAAGAAUUAUGUAGUCAGCUGAAACAACAUCCGUAUUGGCAAUGAUCACAUCCUGCAGGAGAAUUGAUCAGUCGAUACGAUUAAAAGAGAGCCUGAAAAUAUAAUCCCUGCUAGGUUGAAUCGAUCAAAUUAUAUCCAUAUAAAAUAGUCCUGGAAAACAGCAAAUUAUUACGAAGGACGUUCAGAAAGCAAGGGAGAAUGUUAUCAAUACUUAUAAAAAGUUAUUCCAAAACCAAGACUUGACAAAUUUCAAAUGCAAAAACUUUAAUUCCUGAUCUCCUGUGAAGGAGAAUAAUUGUACUAACCUUGUGCCUCACCGAGUCAAAUUGAUAAGUUCAACAGAGUCUUCAUUAAGAUCAGGUAGCAUAAUGGCUGCUCUGAGAGCCAAUUUUAAAGUAUCCCAAGAGAAAAAUAGCACUAAAAAAGGCCAUAAAAAUAAGAUUAUUAAAGAAGCAAGGUCCAAGCAAGCUGAUCUUGAAGGAUUUCAUAAGUUCUUCAAGAUAGAGAAGGUAGAUGCGAAGGAAAAGAAGGAGCUUAUUGAGAGACAGCUCAGCUUGGGACUUAGCUCUAUUGAGCAUGAUAAUUUGACAAAAGAGCUUGUAGAUAGAACUGAUCAUACUCCUUCCAAUUCCUCCUCAAGGAGGAAUUUGUUCUGGAAUACUGAGUAUAUUAACAAUAAGAGAAGCAUGGAGAUAGAAGAAAAUAAGGCUAUUGCUUACAGGAAUCAACUGGCUAUUUCAAGGCCUGUAUAUAAACCAUCUGGAGCUUACAAAUCGUGAGUAAAGGAUGAUAGAAAACCUUCAGUAGAGAAGAAGCCAACAAAUGAUAUUAAUAGCGAUCUUUGCUGUGUUAUUGAAAACACUAACUUUUCUAGCACAAAAGAGUCGUCUGAAAAAGAUCCUCUAAUUUGAUAUGGGUUAAGGAAAACAUCUAGUUAUAGCCCUUCCAAAAUCACUCGCUCAAGAAAUAAAACUAAGGAGCAAUGGCUGGUAGGCUCUGCCAGACCUAAGAGCAAGACAAAAAUUCCAAAAACCAUUAAGAGCAUUCCUGUGAAAACAAGAGUGUUUGACUCAGCCGUUUUGGAAAACAAUAAUCCGUGUUUUGGAUAUAUUCAGACUUUAAAAUUAAAUCAUUUUAAAGCUGAUAAUCAAGAAUGCCUGAAAAACAAUAUGAACAUUCUUGACAGUAAAAUGAAGCAGGAUUCUAGCACCCACAGCCAAUCUACAAUUGCAGGAAUUUGAGGGCACAGAUCUUCUGAGAGGUCAGAUGCGAUGUGUAAAUUCUCAACCAAUAUGUAUGAUAUAAAGCUUCCUGACCUUUCAGUAUCAAAGAAAAAUAAUGCCACUCAGUGUCUGUUUUAUAAAAAUAGGAACUCGUUGAAGUCCCCAAAGAUUAAGAAGAAGAAAAAGCUGUUGCAGGAAAAGAAGACGAGUCAAAAAUCAUCUGGAGUUGUCAACCAGAUUAUUAUCUUCAAUAAUAUCACAAUUAAUGGAGAAUCUAGCUGUUUCCAAGAUGAAAAUUCUGAGGAAACUGCUUAUAGGGAUACCUCACAUUUUUCAAGAAGCAAGAGAUCAAAGUCAAAAAGAUUGACAUUUAAUAAGUUUAGAAUGAAGCUUUAAAAAUAAAUUUCAAUA
This is a messenger RNA of Moneuplotes crassus, 1915 nucleotides long. The record is from the annotation of a GenBank genome assembly. NCBI's taxonomy places the organism in Eukaryota, Ciliophora, Spirotrichea, Euplotida, Euplotidae.